Leptonychotes weddellii (Weddell seal) is the source of this 2166-nucleotide messenger RNA. The record is from RefSeq and is a predicted model, not a curated record. Lineage: Eukaryota; Metazoa; Chordata; Mammalia; Carnivora; Phocidae.
CGCCCCUGUGAUGGCGUAUUUUUAAAUAGUCUCUGAACACCCGCUGCUGUGUUGCAAUCACACAUUUAUGCAUCUGGACCCAGUCUUGGCGUCAGUGCUUACCGGUCACCAACAACUCUGGCCUUGUUGAAAGUCGUUUGCAGAGGAGGGAGUUGGGGAGCCAGCCUCUCGUCCCUGCACUUCCCCCUUCCUCGUGUCCUUCCCCAGAGUCAGGGCUCUCCCAUCACGGGAGCAUGCCAGGCUGAGCCCUGCACAGCAGGCCUUCCUCUCACUGUCUCGAGUCCCCCUCGCCCGUCAGCAGUCAUGUGGCCUCGUCCGUGGGUGUGUCUGGCACACAUUCCCGAUGGGGCCGCCUCCUCCCAACGAAGUCAGCAGGCACUUCACCAGCAUUUCUCUGCUUACAGGUUGCUGGCAUGGAGCCCAGGAUGAGGAGGCCCCUUCAGAGCAAGAUGUUUCUGUAGGAGGGUCACAGGUCAGGACCCCAAAGCCAGGCGCAUCCAUCCAGAAGUCCCAGCCCUGUGAGACGUGUAGCUUGCUCUUGAAAGACCUUUUGCACUUGGCUGAGCAUGAUGGAACACACCCUGAGCGAGGCUUGCACACUUGUGGGGGAAAGCAUUUCCAGCACCAAAAGCAUCAAAUUAGAGAGAAACUUUUCAGAAGUGAUGAGGGGAGGCCUUCAUUUGUGAAGAGCUGCAGAGGUCACAUGACAGAGACGACCUUUACAUGCAGGGAAGGUGGGAAGGACUGCCCAGCCAGCUCAGGCCUUCUCCAACCACAGGUUCCUCAUGUUGUAGGAAAGCCACACUGGGACAUGGCAGGUGGAGAGGCCUUUCAGAAUGAACAGAAUUAUUAUAAGUGUACCCAAUGUGGGAAAACCUGCAGUCAUAAACAUAUACUUGUUGACCAUGAGAAAAUCCACACUGGAGAAAAGCUUUAUGAGUACAGGGAAUGUGGGAAGGCCUUCCUUAGAAAGUCCCACCUCCAUCAGCACCAAAAGGGCCAUGAUGAAGAUCAGCUUUAUGAGAACCCAGAACGUGGAGGAUUCUUUACACAGGUACCUGGCCUCAGUGACCACCAGGGUAUUCACAGCAGGCCAAGGCCUUUUGAGUGCAACCAAUGUGGGAAGGGUUUCCUUAGACUCUCCCAACUUGUUGGUCACCAGAAAAUCCACACAGGAGAAAGACCUUAUGGUUGUAGUGAAUGUGGAAAUUUUUUUAGGAAUCGCUCUACGCUCAUUAGACAUCAGAGAGUUCACACUGGCGAAAGGCCAUAUGCGUGCAGUGAAUGUGGAAAAGCUUUCACCCGCAAACAUAAACUUGUUGAGCAUCAGAAAAUCCACAGUGGUGAAAAGCCUUAUGAGUGCAGUGAAUGUGGGAAAGCCUUCAGCCGCAAAGACAAAGUUGUUGAACACCAGAAAAUCCACACUGGAGAGAGGCCUUAUAAGUGCAGUGAAUGUGGAAAAGCUUUCAGCCGCAAACAUAAACUUGUUGAGCACCAGAAAAUCCACACUGGAGUAAGGGCUUAUGAGUGCAGAGAAUGUGGGAAAUCCUUUAUGGACAGCUCUUCACUCAUUAUUCAUCAGAGAGUUCACACUGGAGAAAGGCCUUAUGAGUGUGACAAAUGUGGGAAAUUCUUUAGGUACCGCUUCACGCUCAUUAGACACCAGAGAACUCACACUGGAGAAAGGCCUGAUGAGUGCAGCAAUGUAGGAAAUCCUUUAGUUGCAACUCCACACUCAUUAGACGUCAGACAAAUCACAGUAGAGAAAGGCCUUAUUACUGCAGCAAAUGUGGGAAGUUUUUGUGGUACAACUCCGGUCUCAUUACACAACAGAGAGUUCACACUGAUGUGAGAGUCCUUAUGAGAACAGCGAGUAUGGGGACAUCUUUACUUACAACUCUGGCCUCGUUAAACACUGUCAAAUUUGCAACAAUAGAGAGAUGCCUUAUGAGUGCAGUGAAUGUGGGAGAGUCUGUUGAUUUAUGUCAUUUUACACUAAUUUGCAUUUUUUUAGUAUUUAUACUUAGAAUCCUACAGUCUACUUUUGCAUGGCUGCUUUUUAUUCUGUUUUUACAUAAAUGGAAUCCUAAAGUAUAUCCUUGCAUAGCUAUUUUGAGAUUUAUCCCUAUUGUGUUCAUUCCUUUUUAUUGCUGAGUGGUAUUCCAU